AUGGCCGCCGCCUCGGCUGCGGUGGACGAGCUGUCCCGGAACUUCACGUACUGGGCGCUGGGCGCCGGCAACGGCUCCCUGUCGGGCGCGUGGUACCGCAGGAACCAGAUUCACCUUUUGGGAGUUUUGCUAGCCAUUUUAGGAAAUUUGGUAAUGAGUAUUUCUCUAAAUAUUCAGAAAUAUUCUCAUGUCCAGCUGGCGCACCAGGAACACCCAAGGCCCUACUUCAAGAGCAUGUUGUGGUGGGCUGGGGCCGCUCUCAUGGCUGUGGGGGAGACAGGCAACUUUGCAGCCUACGGAUUUGCUCCCAUUACUCUCAUUGCGCCAUUAGGCUGUAUAUCUGUUACAGGUAGUGCCAUUAUUUCUGUUAUGUUUCUGAAAGAAAACUUAAGAGCUUCAGAUUUACUAGGUAUGACAUUGGCAUUUGCGGGAACAUACUUAUUGGUGAACUUUGCCCCAAAUAGAAGUCAGUCUAUCUCUGCAAGAACAGUACAGUAUUACUUUGUUGGCUGGCAGUUCCUGAUCUAUGUGAUUUUAGAAAUAUUAAUUUUCUGCACUCUGCUAUAUUUCCAUAAGAGAAAGGGAAUGAAGCACAUGGUGAUACUGUUAACCCUGGUGGCACUUCUCGCCUCGCUGACGGUUAUCUCGGUAAAAGCAGUCUCAGGCAUGAUCACUUUUUCUGUGACGGAUAAAAUGCAACUAACUUAUCCCAUCUUCUAUAUCAUGUUUAUCAUCAUGAUCGCAUCUUGUGUUUUCCAAGUCAAGUUCCUGAAUCAAGCCACGAAACUCUACGGUACAACGAUGGUGGUGCCGGUCAACCAUAUUUUCUUCACGACCAGUGCCAUUAUUGCAGGUAUCAUAUUUUAUCAGGAGUUCCUUGGCGCAGCUUUUCUAACUGUAUUUAUAUAUAUUUUUGGGUGUUUUCUGUCAUUCCUUGGUGUGCUUUUGGUCACAAGAAACCGAGAAAAGGAACAUCUGCCACAAUCUUACAUUGAUUUUGGAAAUAUUCCUGGGAAACAAAUGUUGGACAAAAUACAACCAGAUUCAAAUGGCUUAUCCUAUGGAACUUUGCCUGAUGGAAGUGACUCAACAAAGAGCCAAAGUGGAGAGAAGAAAGAGGUCUAAGCCGCCGAGAGGGAAUGGCUGCUGGCCUGUUAUUCGAUACCACCUUUAAA
Molecule: messenger RNA, 1175 nt
Organism: Odobenus rosmarus divergens (Pacific walrus)
Lineage: Eukaryota; Metazoa; Chordata; Mammalia; Carnivora; Odobenidae
Gene: NIPAL2
Product: NIPA-like domain containing 2
Exons: 11
Coding region: 1-1125 (374 amino acids)
Biological process (GO): magnesium ion transport
Cellular component (GO): membrane
Molecular function (GO): magnesium ion transmembrane transporter activity
Source: RefSeq, a predicted model, not a curated record